This is a messenger RNA of Bicyclus anynana (squinting bush brown), 5813 nucleotides long. Its product is annotated as inositol hexakisphosphate and diphosphoinositol-pentakisphosphate kinase. Gene Ontology annotation, cellular component: cytosol. NCBI's taxonomy places the organism in Eukaryota, Metazoa, Arthropoda, Insecta, Lepidoptera, Nymphalidae. Gene Ontology annotation, biological process: inositol metabolic process; inositol phosphate biosynthetic process. Gene Ontology annotation, molecular function: 5-diphosphoinositol pentakisphosphate 1-kinase activity; inositol hexakisphosphate kinase activity; diphosphoinositol pentakisphosphate kinase activity. The transcript has 28 exons. The record is from RefSeq and is a predicted model, not a curated record.
AUGUAGGUAAUGUCAUACACUGAGCUCGAACAUGGCUAUCAAGGGUUGCGACAAGCUACACAACCGCAGUUUUAUGUCGGCGACGACGGAAAUCUUGUCCCUUUAAGAUCUCCCGGCGAAUUGGAUCUCUGCGAGUCCCUGGAUCCGCACUGCGAUGGCGGGGGCAAGAAGGUGGUGGUCGGCGUAUGCGCCAUGGCCAAGAAGUCGCAGUCGAAGCCCAUGAAGGAGAUCCUCACGCGCCUCGACGAGUUCGAGUUCAUCAAGAUGCUCGUCUUCCCCGAGGAGGUUAUCCUCAAGAAGCCGGUCGAGGAGUGGCCAAUUUGCGAUUGUUUAAUCUCAUUCCAUUCGAAAGGCUUCCCCCUCGAUAAGGCCAUCCAGUACGAAAAAUUGAGGAAGCCGUAUGUAAUAAAUAAUCUACACAUGCAAUAUGACAUACAGGAUAGAAGAAAAGUAUACGCGAUAUUAGAAAAUGAAGGAAUUGAAAUACCGAGGUAUGCUGUCUUGGAUAGAGACUCUCCAGAUCCUAAGCAUCACGAAUUAGUCGAAUCAGAGGAUCAUGUGGAAGUGAAUGGAGUUGUGUUCAACAAGCCAUUUGUAGAAAAGCCAGUUUCGGCAGAGGACCACAACAUCUAUAUAUACUACCCCACGUCGGCGGGCGGAGGGAGUCAACGGCUGUUUAGAAAAAUUGGAAGUAGGAGUAGCAUUUAUUCACCAGAAUCCAGGGUAAGGAAAACUGGAUCUUUCAUUUACGAAGAUUUUAUGCCGACAGAUGGUACAGAUGUCAAGGUCUACACAGUCGGGCCGGACUACGCGCACGCCGAAGCGAGAAAGAGUCCAGCUUUAGAUGGAAAAGUGGAGAGGGACUCCGAAGGGAAGGAGAUCCGAUACCCUGUUAUAUUGUCUAACCAAGAGAAAUUGAUAUCUAGGAAAGUCUGUUUAGCUUUCAAACAGACUGUCUGUGGGUUUGAUUUAUUACGAGCCAAUGGCAAAUCGUUUGUAUGCGAUGUAAACGGAUUUUCAUUCGUCAAGAACUCCAACAAAUAUUACGAUGAUUGCGCCAAAAUACUUGGGAACAUGAUACUGAGGGAACUGGCGCCAACUCUGCACAUUCCCUGGUCGGUGCCCUUUCAGUUGGACGACCCUCCGAUAGUUCCCACGACUUUUGGGAAAAUGAUGGAACUCCGAUGUGUGGUGGCCGUAAUACGACACGGAGACAGAACCCCUAAGCAGAAGAUGAAAGUCGAGGUUCGACAUCCAAGAUUCUUUGAAAUAUUCGAAAAGUACGAGGGUUUCAAGCGUGGCCACGUGAAGUUGAAGAAGCCGAAGCAGCUGCAGGAGAUCCUCGACAUCGCGCGCGCGCUGCUGGCGGACAUCCACACGCGACACGCCGACCCGGAGAUUGAGGAGAAGCAGGGGAAGCUUGAGCAGCUCAAGAGCGUAUUGGAAAUGUACGGCCACUUCUCAGGCAUCAACCGCAAGGUGCAGAUGAAGUACCAGCCGCGCGGUCGGCCGCGCGGUUCCAGCUCCGACGACGGUAACGCGCCCGCCACGCACGGCUGCGACGGGGAGCCCUCGCUGGUGCUGAUACUGAAGUGGGGCGGCGAGCUGACGCCGGCCGGCCGCAUCCAGGCGGAGGAGCUGGGCCGCAUGUUCCGCUGCAUGUACCCCGGCGGGCAGGGCCGGCAUAUACCAGGUGAAGGUGGAACCCAAGGGCUGGGUCUGCUCCGAUUGCACUCGACAUUCCGCCAUGACCUGAAGAUUUACGCGUCGGACGAGGGACGCGUGCAAAUGACCGCGGCCGCCUUCGCCAAGGGACUGUUGGCGCUGGAGGGGGAACUGACCCCCAUACUGGUGCAAAUGGUCAAGUCUGCUAACACCAAUGGGCUGCUUGAUAAUGACUGUGAUUCUUCUAAAAUGCAAAAUAUGGCGAAGGCGCGCCUGCACGAGGCGAUGCAGGUGGACCGCGAGUUCACGAGCGAGGACCGCGCGCGCAUCAACCCGUGCGCGUCGCUCAGCAUCGCGGCGGCGCUGGACUUCGUGAAGAACCCGGCGCAGACGUGCACGCACGUGCACGCGCUCAUCAAGCACCUCGUGCGCAUCGUGCUCGCCAAGAAGGACGACCCCAAGACUAAAGAUACAAUAUUAUACCACGGGGAGACGUGGGAACUAAUGGGUCGACGAUGGGGGAAGAUCGAGAAGGACUUCUGCACAAAGAACAAAACGUACGACAUAUCGAAAAUUCCCGAUAUCUACGACUGCAUCAAGUACGACUUGCAACACAACCAACACACGCUGCAGUUCGAUUUGGCUGAGGAACUGUACAUUUACGCCAAAUAUUUGGCCGAUAUUGUUAUACCACAGGAAUACGGGUUAACAAUGCAAGAGAAACUGACAAUAAGCCAAGGCAUCUGUACGCCUCUGCUCAAGAAGAUACGCGCAGACCUACAACGGAACAUCGAGGAGUCUGAAGAGAAUGUCAACAGGCUUAAUCCGAGGUACAGCCACGGUGUGUCGAGUCCGGGACGGCACGUGCGCACGCGCCUGUACUUCACCAGCGAGAGCCACGUGCACUCGCUGCUCACUGUACUGCGGUUUGGCGGACUACUCGAUAUCUUAAAUGACGAGCAAUGGAGGCGAGCUAUGGAGUACGUGUCGAUGGUAUCGGAACUUAACUACAUGUCGCAGAUUGUGGUCAUGCUCUACGAAGAUCCUACCAAAGACCCUUGCUCAGAAGAAAGAUUCCAUGUGGAGCUGCACUUCAGUCCUGGUGUGAACUGCUGUGUGCAAAAGAACUUGCCUCCUGGGCCCGGCUUCAGACCACACAGCCGCAACCAUUCCACCACCAACAACUCGCAGAGUCCCUCCGACGAAGUGAAAUGUAUAGAAGAGGAAGUAGAAGAUGAUCAGAUGGCUAGCCAAGAGACCUUACAACCUGAAAAUUUGGACGAAUUGGACAAUACAUUUUCGCCGAGAAAACUGUCCAGCUCUAAAUUGAGACCGUCAGAUCCCAUACCGAUUUGCAAUCUCCACUACACGGUGAGUGGUCACGAGGCGUCGACGCUGGCGGCGCGUCUCAGUGAGGAGCUGCGCGCUCGCUCGCACACGCCCAACCAUCCGAGCGAAGAAAAGGAGUCCAAAGAGGCAGAAGACCCGCAGCCGCGCGCGCGCAGCUACGACCAACACAAACAGACACACGACAAUGACAUGCCAUCACUAAUCGUAUCGCGAUCCGCGUCCCCCCCACCGUCGACCCCUCCCACCCCGCUGGUGGCGCCCGCCGUCAACGUGGAGGGCGUAGAGUCGUCGACGAACGAGCUGCCGCUGUCGGCGCUGACGUUCGGGGCCGGGGCGGAGGGCGCGCGCGGGGCGGGGCUGCGCUCGUGGCCCGCGUCGCGCGCCGCCUCCCCCGCGGCGGACUGUAGCGUGCGCGGCGCAGGGCGGCGCCAGCGGCACAGCAUCGCCGGCCAGAUGAGCUACCUCAAGAUGCUGGGGCUGGCGCGCGGCCGGCUGGCGGGCGCGCAGGGGCUCUUCAGCACCGCCGUCAUCUCCGGGUCCAGCUCCGCGCCCAACCUGCGUGUUAUGAUCCCCGCUGCCAACGCCUCCAACACUGCGCUGGAAGGGUUCGGCGGGGUGCCGGCCAUCCGCCCGCUGGAGACGCUGCACAACGCGCUGUCGCUGCGUCAGCUCGACGUGUUCCUGGAGCGCGUCACCGAGGCGCCCGUGCUGCUGGGCACGCCGCCCGCGCACCCCGCGCCGCCGCCCGCGCCCAAGCUGCCUUCGCCCACCAACAGUGUCGGUUGGAGCGGUCCGUCAUCCCUGAUGUCGUCGUCCGGAGAGCUGCCAAGCGGCCUGUCGUCGGCAGGCCCGUCUUCACCCAAUUCCAACUACGCGUCGAACUCCGAGCACAACAAGAAUAAUUCAUCCGAGAGUAGCAAUUGGAGUAGAAAUGUGGCGAGCAAAGCGCCCGAGUGGGGCGAGGCGGCCACCUUGUGCGCGCUCUCCAGCGGGCUCUCCGCGCUCGUGCCCGCCGCGCGCGCCGCAGGUUCGUCUAUUAGCGGCGACGUGACGCCGGCGUCGCUCGCCUCCGAGCUGGAGUUCCACAGCAACGAGGCGACCGCCGGCUCCAUCACCGACCAUGACAUAUUGAGUGCAGAAGGUGAAGAUGAUGAAGAAACCUUAUCGGUUGACGCGUGCGGUUCCCCCGCCAGGGUCAUAAAGAAUGACCUCACCCCUCAGAACGAGCCAACAAACUCAACGAAGAUAGAUAGCGAAGAAUCGUCUACGCCUGUGCCUCUAGAUCUCUAUGGACUCAGUUUCCAUGAAACAAAGGAGAACUUUUACAAAGAAAUGCCUUCGAGCAGUAAAAACUUAUACGUAGAUAGUGACAAAAACAAAUGUGCAAUCGGUCGUUUGAAAUACGUCAGCAGUAUAGACUCACUCAACCUACAGAGUAAGGAUACUAAAUGCAAAAUUAAAAAGAAUGAACUACUAAACAAUGGCAGUAGAAGAUAUAGUGACAGCAGUGCACAAAAAAGUAAUAACAAUUCUCAAACAGUUUCAGGCAGUAGAUUUAUUACAACUUUGGUUGACGAGGAGUUAUUUAGAGCUGGAUCAUCCACUGAGAAUAAACCUUGCAUUGAUAGAAGCCAAAGUGUACCAAAUGACACCGGCCCUCUGGUAACUAAGGCUAAGCAAGGCAAUGUUAAAAGAGGCUUCACUAUCAAUGAAAAUGAAUUUAGUUAGAAGACUACUCAUCAAUGGUAGUAGAAGAUAUAGUACGCGAAAGAGUAAUAACAAUUAUUCUCAAACAGUUUCAGGCAGCAGAUUUACUACAACUUUGGUUGACGAAGAGUUAUUUAGAGCUGGAUCAUCCACUGAGAAUAAACCUUGCAUUGAUAGAAGCCAAAGUGUACCAAAUGACACCGGCCCUCUGGUAACUAAGGCUAAGCCAGGCAAUGUUAAGAGAGGCUUCACUAUCAAUGAAAAUGAAUAAGACUACUCAUCAAUGGUAGUAGAAGAUAUAGUACGCGAAUGAGUAAUAACAAUUAUUCUCAAACAGUUUCAGGCAGCAGAUUUACUACAACUUUAGUUGACAAAGAGUUAUUUAGAGCUGGAUCAUCCACUGAGAAUAAACCUUGCAUUGAUAGAAGCCAAAGUGUACCAAAUGACACCGGCCCUCUGGUAACUAAGGCUAAGCCAGGCAAGAGAGGCUUCACUAUCAAUGAAAAUGAAUUUAAUUAGAAAACUACUCAAAAAUAGCAGUAGAAAAUACAGUGCGCAAAAGACUAAUAACAAUACUCAAACAGUUUCAGGCAGUAGAUUUACUACAACUUUAAUUGACGAAGAGUUAUUUAGAGCUGGAUCAUCCACUAAAAAUAAACCUUGCAUUGAUAGAAGCUAAAGUGUACCAAAUGAGUGACUAGGGCAAUUUAAGCCAGGUUUCACUAUCAGUGAAAAUUAAUUUAGUUAAAAAUAGUUCUAAUAAAAUAUUUUAAUCAAUGAUCUUUAAUCACAGUACAAUUAUUUAUCGACAUUGCUGGCUACCUAUUGAUUUUUAGCAUGAGUUUUAUUAAUUUUUUCGAAUAUUUUUAUAUGUUUUUCAAUAUUAUUCCAUAUAAUAUAAAAUGUAUUUUUUUACAUAAACUAUGUAAUUAUUUAGUUAAUUUUAAUUAACAUUUACCUACGUUUUCGAGUCUUCACAGACAAAGGUGUGAUAUUUAUGUAUUAAGCUUUCCGCUUGUCCAUUAACUAAUAAAAAUAUUUGCAGUAGAUAGUUUCUAAGAAUUUUGACAAAAUAUAUUGCUAUGAAUAAC